Molecule: messenger RNA, 1911 nt
Organism: Melitaea cinxia (Glanville fritillary)
Lineage: Eukaryota; Metazoa; Arthropoda; Insecta; Lepidoptera; Nymphalidae
Exons: 2
Coding region: 1-1716 (571 amino acids)
Source: RefSeq, a predicted model, not a curated record
AUGACAUUGAAUCUUCAGUUUACUCAAGACUUGGGUAGUACUUUGUUUUAUAAAAGAUUUGCUCAAACUGACUGCUGGAGUAAAGAAGACAUAUCUAAGUUACGCGCUCGGAAAAUAAUUGAAGAAAUUAUACCACCAGCAGUCACACCAGAUAAUGUUAACGAUCAUUAUUUGACUGAAACAUUAAAAUAUUUUCGUAAUUCGUUUCAAGUACUAGAAAAUAAUUCAGAUAAACGUACGAUUUUAAUUCUUAAAAAAGUUCUUGCAGACGCCAUAGGUUCACAUAUGAGGAGCGAAAUUCUUCCAAAUGCUAGAUUCGCCUACUAUGCCGGAUAUGUUUCAUAUAGAAAUGUACGGGAAUUACAUGAUUUUUACAGUCAUCUCAAAAUAUUAUUAAAUACGCAAGGCUUAGGUUGGAAAAGAUCUAAUAGUGUUCCCGAAUGGACAAACUUUACGGUUGAAAAGAUUCGAGUUGGGCCUACUUAUUUAUUUGACCCAUGUGCUCGAUUAGUCACAAAACGUGAUUCAAAGUCCUGUAUCCAUAUACCACAGCCAAAAUCAGACGAUCAUUUUAGACCAUCUGCAAUAGCUUUGCCCUUAAAAUCGGAUGGCUUCUUUAGCUUAUUGUCGCCCCUCUCGGAAAAUAUCUUAUUAAAAUAUUACACAACUGUUUGUAAAUGUAUAUUACGAAGUUCUCCAGAUUCCUGUCGUCACGCUGAUUUCGUAAGUUUUAAUAACGAGCUUUGGCACUGGAUGAAGAGAGAUGUUGCGCCUCGGCUUGCCGAUGAAAAACUUUAUGCUGCGUACGGCGGAAUAUUACGAAUAGCUGCAGCAGUUCAAGGUUAUGGAAAAGGAUUAUAUCGAAGAAAUCUCUUUAACUAUGAUGAUUCCAGUGUCACAAAAUGGCGGCCUUGGAAAGCACUGAAGGAAUCAUACGUGUAUAUCAACACGGACUGGACACCUCAUUUGUAUGUGGCUGUUAUACUAUCGAUAGGACUAGCUAUUUGUCUCUUACAAACAUGUUACAGUUACAUUAUAGGUGAUGAUGAUGGGUGUCACUGUAAAGGAUUUAAUAAAAGUUCAGUCAGUAAAGAUAUUGCGUAUACAAACGUAGAUUCAAAUAUACCAGCAAUGCUUCCUUCUCAUCGCAGCGCAGUUUAUUAUACGGAUAAAAAACGUACGAAAAAAUCAUCUUCCAAAACAAAAACUUCUUCUCUUGGGUCUAUAAAGACCCAAAAAGUAUAUGACAUGCAUGAAAAUACUGAAAAGCUCAUGUCAGUAAUAAUGAGUGGAAAUGAAGAUACAAGUGAAGAUUCUGAUGAUUCUUCAAAGGAGAGUCUAAAAAUAAAUGAAAAUUCUGCGAACAGUCGUCCAGAAAGACCUAAAAGCCCACCGAAGAUAGAAACACCGAUUACUCAAAUGAAAAUCGACAGAAAACGACCAAGAAUUAAAACCCAGAUACCAAUGUAUUCCACUAGCACAGUUACGAAUUCGGAACAAACAUGUCGAGGUGUACAGGAGACAAAUUCUUGGACAGGUUCGGACAGUUCCACUUCACAAUCCGCUAGUUCCGCGAGCUCUAAAUCUAGAUGUCGUAAGUCAAGAAGUUCUCGUGACUUAGCGUGGGCACGACGUGUGAUUUCCAAACAUUCUCUACAUACAAAAUCAACUUCGGGCACAGAACUCGACAUGAAUUCCUACACAACUCCGCAGUAACAAAGAUAACACAGAAAAAAACCUGUUUUUUCUUCGAAGAUUUAAACGUUUUUUAGGAUGACUCAUUUUGUAGUUUUACCGAGUAUUGUUUAAGACAUAUUGAAUUUAUUUAAGGUUUAUUUAAAACUGUUAAGAUAUUUAUUUUUAUGUAGAUGUUGAUUAUUUUUGACAAAUAAAGUACUUAUGUCGUUUGUU